UAACAGAUUUGACUUGGAAGGAUAACUAGAACACGUCUAUUAAAGACGUUGUUAGCCAUGACUGAAUACAAACUUGUGGUUGUUGGAGGUACCUUUAAGCUUCGGUGCUACUUGACUAAUUGUUUCUGUAGACCCUUCUUAGUGCGAUCGCUAAGAAGAUUUUAUUUGGUGCCAAGCGGUAACUGCUGCCUGUUUUACUUUUUCAGCUGGAGGUGUUGGAAAGAGCGCUUUGACUAUACAGUUGAUUCAAAACCAGUAAGUAGUUUAGUGACAAACAACCUCUUCUAUGUCAAUCGGAAUAAUUGUUUUCCUUCCUUCUUUUAACGGUCGAUCAAGUUCGAUCGUGUGUCUGAGCUCAUACAUGUUGACCUCGCCUGAAAAUACAGUAUUUGGGAAUCGCCGAUCAUUGUCAAAUAUCACUCUGAAAUCAUCCUUAGUAACUUUUCCUAUUGCACUCAUUUCAUAAUGAAUUCACGUUUGUAACGUACAUGGCCUUGCUAGUACACAAGCUUAAUUUUAAUUACAGUCAGAAAUUACAGUCGCCCAAUUCGCGGAACCUGCCGCCGGUCGAUUAACCACUUUCAGAGCUAACUUGUGCUUUGUGUAAUUGCCAACCUGUACCCCAUGGUACCUGCAGACUUAAAGAUUUCAAUCAAAACUUACUAAGAACACCUCUUGGUAAAUGACGCUGAAGAAGCUGGCUAUUCCACUAAAACGUGCAUUGCAUAUUUCACCCUCUUUGCAUCUGCGAAGAUCAUCUUCCUGAGACGAAAAAUCUCAGUUUACGCCGCAUAGAAUGUUCUAGGACGUAGCCAUAGGCCAUUUUAUUAAGGUAUUUGCACUUAGAUAUGAUACGAGGGAUUUUUGAGUCUUAAAACGUGUUUGGUUGCAGAUAUAUUUCUUUGGGAAAAUGCGUGUUGAUGUGUAAUUUUGGGCUGGUGGAGGUAAGGAGUGGUAAAAGGGGUGUGGAUCAAGGGUGGGGUGGGGUGGGGCGAUGUUUAGAUAGGAAAGAAUAGAAGUUGUUUAGUAGUGAUUAACUUGGGGUUUACAUUUUCAUUUUCAGCUUUGUUGAUGAAUAUGAUCCAACCAUUGGUAAGUAUCUUUUAACAUGUGAAAAUAAUGCAUUUCUUUGGGAAGUGUCUACCUAAAAAUAAUGCUGCACUGGCUAUGGCUAAUUUUCAUGCUGCAUUAAAACAUUGCUAACUAGAAAAGGGAUUUUCUCGCUUAGUUUGACCAGUACAGAGUACAUAUAUAAAUGUGUUUGCUUGUGCAAAUCGCCAAUAAUCAGUCUGAUUCUUUGGUCUGUCUGAGUCAUUUAUGAGUUAUUUAUGUACCUGUACCAAAAAUUUUAAUUGACUUGUGCAAAGCUCAUCUUACUGUAAUAAAAAAGAAAUCACAAUACUUUGCCAUUGACAGAAAAUGGUAUAUCCAUACAGGGUGGAAAUAAAGUCAUUUUUAAAGCUUGCCAUUCGGGCAAGCUGAAGCUAGCAUAAUACUGUCCCAAACGUCAUUUCAACUAGCCCCAAAAACAUUUGAUGAGCAGACUAUGCUUUAGUCCUCUUCCGGUUUCACAUAUCCUUUCUUUCGUAAAUUACUGUUUUAACUCUGACAAUGAAAGUUCAGUGAAAUUUGUAAUUUUAAACUUUUUAAGCCAAGUUAGAAUUUAAAUAUAAUAUAUUCUGCCCAGGUUUAAAAAUCAUGUUGUUUUUAAUCAUUACAGAGGACUCAUAUAGGAAGCAAGUUGUUAUCGAUGGAGAAACAUGUUUACUGGUAUGUUGUGUGUUUAGCAUAAUACCACAGAUAACCAAUUUUGUGCAUACAGUGCAUAUAUUUCACCUGCAUAUCACACCUUUGACCAUUAUAUGUGAACACUUUUUCAUUUAAUUGAUGUCUGAUUUUUGUUUAAGUCCGUGCGCCAUAAAUUUUGUAUUAUUAUUAAGCAACCAUUUUGGUCACCAUGGCGAGUGAAAAAAUAUUGAUGACUAAACUUGCAGCGAGAGUUGACUUGGCGACCUGUGUUCAGUGGUCAUGCACCAAUAUGUACAAAGUUCCUUUACCUAAAGUUAAAUUGAGAUAAACAGUAUUUUGCAAGAAAUAUUAUAUUAUUUUACGCUCCGUAUUCAAGACAAUAAUUUAUUAUUCUUCUUUUCCCCCGGGUUGUCCUGGUAUGAACUGUGGGACAUCCAAAUUCGAUUGCGACAAUGUAAGCAUGACAGUUGCGCAGCCAUAAUGAUAAGACAAGCAGGAACUGGGUCAUAUGUAACAAAAAUGGGGGUAUCUUGGACAUUGUGAUUGAAAAGCUCUUUUUAAUUAUAUUGCUCUCUGGGUUUGUGUAACGGCACUUUAGACAUCAAGCAAGUUAAAAACAAUGAAAAUUUUGGGCUGUAUAUAAUCAAAUCACGGGUUAAAAAUUUGUUUGACAAAUAAGUAUGACAUGAAAACUGAUUUCCCAUGAGAAAAAGUAUUCGUUGCAUGUGCUCUAGUGAAAAACAAAGCUGGGAAAAUGCAUCUGUUCUUACGGGCAUCAUCCAGGCUUUGCGAAUUAAGAAAAAAUUAACAGAGUUUCAAGUUUUCAUCCUAAGUGUACAAUACUUGAAUAUCAAAGCAACUCCGGAAACUGCAAUAUUGUAGAUUUGAGUUUUUUUAGUAGCCGACAUCAAGAUCCGACAAAAAUUUCGUUCCAGACAAGGUACUGGAUUAAAUGGGUUUAAAAUUACUGUAAUAGGCGUUACACAAAGUAACGUGGUGCUUUUCCCAGCAAUAGGUAAUGGACUAGUUUCGGCUUCAUAUAUGUAAAUUGGCCAUCAAGACUGACUGUUGCGUUUGUCAAUUGCACUGGCAGAAGAGCAACAACAACAACUACAACGAUAACUUUAUUUUUUGAACAAAAAUACAAAAGUUGUAUGGUUUGCCCCACAAAUAGCUGGAAAGCUAGUUGUGAUGGGGCAAGACAAGUACAUGAAUAACACAAAUUAUCUAAUAAAAACAAAAACCUUUCGUAGCUUGUCAUUACCCAUCAUACUGAAUUGUUUUCAGAAUAUGUAGGUUCAGGAUGAGAAGAAUUCGUGAAUUAGGAUUGGAACACACAAAAACACGUCUGCACAGCUCAAUGCACAUGUGUAUCAGAGCAGGUUAAACAGUAUAACCAUCCCAAUAAAAAAUUUUGGGAUUCUCUGCUGAAGUAAUUUAAAUUUCAACUUGCAUUAUUAUAUUUUGAACAGGAUAUUCUGGACACUGCAGGUCAAGAGGAGUACAGGUGAGGAUCUGCCUUCAGUAUUUUGAUUUCUAAACAGUGAAACCUCUAAUAAGUGGACAUCCUUUAGACCCUCAGUGGAGGUUUGUUUUGUAAAGAAAAUAUGGGAAGAAAAGAGAGAAAGAUCCUGUUCCCCUCUUAACAAAUGUUACCCACCUUAAUGAUAAAUUUAGUGGCAGUAAUGAACAGUUUGACCUUUUAUUGCAUGUACAUUGUUAGUUUCAAAGAGCAAAACUCCUGAAUAAACACUGCAUUGCCCUGGAACACUGUGGCACAUUUUGUUUGCUUUGCACAUUGUUGAUGCUGAUUAAUAAUAGCUGUUGUUGUUAUUUACACUGUAUGUGUACUUGGAAGGGAAAAUAGACCUUUUUUUUACAAGCUGCUGAUUGGCACGCAACCAACUUUCUUGGAAUGCAUUGUUAUUUUCCUGUAAUCUGAUCGGUCAACUUUGUCUAAGUGGCCUCGGUUACAGCAGUCGCAUUGUAAGUGGGUUGAAUUUAGAAACGUUCUCUAGGAACGAAGCCAGCUGUCCAUAAUAAUGAGGGGUCUAUAUUAAGCGGGUGUCUGUUAAGAGCGCAGUUUGACUGUACUGUUACAUGUUCAUGAAAAUAGAAAGUUAAAUGAUAUUAUCCACCCCCGAAUUAGCACAAUAAUGAUACGCGCUCUAUGUUGCUCUCUCAAGUACAUGAAAUUACAUCAGCAAUAAAAGGUGUCACUAAUAUCUACACUGUUCAUGUAGCAAUGUACAGGAGAUAAAAGCUAAUUUGACAAUUUUUGAUAAAAGUUAUUAAAUUGUUUUCAUGAUUUUUGUAGUGCCAUGAGAGAUCAAUACAUGAGAACAGGAGAGGGUUUCCUUUGCGUCUUUGCUGUUAAUAACAAGAGAUCUUUUGAAGAAAUCCAUGCAUUUAGACAACAGGUACAUGUACCUUUAAAGAAGUUGCUUCAUAUGGAUUCACAUCGUUAAUGCAAGUUAAGAAUUUUUCAUUAGCGUCUACAUGAUUUCUGUGAUGUAAGCUUCAUGUACAUGUACCUUUAUGACUCUGCAGUAUUAUUUGGGUUAGGAUUUCUAAUAAUACAUGUACAAAACUGUGAAAUACUACCACACAGGUUGUCGAAACAUCAGUCACUGUCAACAACAACAGUCCUCCUAUUCAGGACUAUGUUCACCCAGACGAUCAAACUCAACCUACUUUUGAAAUACAUGUACAGGUGUGCAUUUUCAAGAAAUGGUAUUAGGUUACUGUUUUUAAGCUUUUUGGCUGGAAACAUUGUUUUCGAUGUAUUUCUGUGCCUGUUUUUUUUUUUUUUUCAUUGCCUAUUCUUUCUUAUUUGCCAGAUCAAACGAGUAAAGGAUGCAGAUGAAGUACCUAUGGUUUGUAAGUGUUUAUGUACUUGCUUUCUGUUUUAUUAGUUUGGGCAAAUUCCUUUGGGAAAGCUACAUUGCUGUACUUUUGCUGCGAUAAAAACAGCCAAAGAAGAAUUUUUAUUCCUACGUUAUAUUCUGUGUAACCUCCAUAAUUUCCCACUUGUUCAGAAAUAAUAUAGAACAAAAUUUGCUCCUCUUUCAACUUGGGAAAAUGCAGUUGAACAUCCACUAAGUGGCCACCUUCGGGGUACCAGCAAGUGGUCGCUUAAAGGGGGUAGGGAUUGGUAGAGGUUUGUCAUGAAUUAGGUUACAUGUAGUCUUUAGCAGAAACAAUACUUUACAUUGAAACAAACACCCAAGGCUAGCAACAUGAGUUGUCUACAAUCAGUUGUCAUCUUCUACAUGACUGUACAUGUAUCUAGGCCAGUAUGUUCCUCCAUUAUAUUUGUAAAACAAGAAUCGCUGAAAGGCGAUUUUUAACUAGGCUGCAAAGGGGCUAUUUGUUCUGAGGGGAGGGGGCGGCUAUACACACUCAGGCUACCAUAAAACCUUGUCGGCAACCAUUGCAUGCAACAGGAUCUCAUGUGAGACUGAAACAUAAACUCAUUCAGAACAUUGUACCCUUUUGAAAGACUUUCGUAACCAAAAAAAAGAGUACCAUUUUUAAGUGGGGGCUGUAUAAUAACUUUUGAAUUCCACCAUUAUGAAUAAAAAUAAACAAGUUAGCCAUUAAUUCUAAACAGGAAAAAAUUUGCAUUAUUUCCACGCACCCCUCCCCCAAUCCCUCUGUGCCCCAAAAUAUAGCGUAACACUAUAGCAUGACUAAUUUGACGUAACCGGAAAUUCCAAAAAUUGUGUCCUUCUACGAGUAUAAAAUGCGACAGACUGAGCUGAUUUGCACUAGACAGAAAUAUUGUAUUGUAGGAAAACCAGAAGUAUACUAAAACAGACGGUUAACUGCCCAUUGAUCCCGCCUGAUCCAGGGGCCUCACUGACUGCACGGAGACUUUACUGCGCUUUUCACAAACAGUCAUGCGAACUCUAAAGUUCAAAAGCCACCUUCACAAUUGUGUUUAUCGCUGCUGUCAAUCAUAAUUACGAUCACAAGCAACAAACCUUGAAACAGAGAAACACACAAAACGGAUCGAAAUCCACAAAUCACAAACCAUGACCUUUUGAACCCGUGAAGUAAAGUUUUGUUUCCUAAGAGGUCCGUUAAGAUGAUUGACAGCAGUGAAAAACGCAAUCAUUGGUUGGGUUCUGAACUUCAGAAUGCGCAUGUUUGUGAAAAGUGCGAUCCUAAUUUGCGGUCCACAGUCUACAUGAAAACGCACUUUUUUUUCCACAAGAUGAAAAAUAUUCAGUUUUAAGAUUUUCCUCAUGGUAUUUUUCUCUAACUUAAAGGAAUAAAAUCCUUUGCAUUUUGAGACCUAAAAAAGUUUAAAGAUUUCUCGCUCGCAUGUUGCGUUCACCAGCACGCACUUCAAACAAUGUAAAUAGAUGAAACGAUCGAUAACAUUCUGAUCACAUCUUCAAGCGAAGUCUCUCUUUUCAAGCGAUUCAUCUCAAUGCACAAUAAUUGACCCUUGUAUUAGUUAAAAUCCUAUGUUUCAUUUAUAUUAAUGCUGUUUUUACCCCUCACAUUGACUGUGUUCGUUCGUAUUCAAAACACCUUUACGAAAAUAAAGGCCGUAUAAGUCAUGUGUGUUAUGUUUCGAGAUAAAUGGAUUAUACGCUUUUUUAAGUUUCCAUUUUGCGGUGACUUCAGUUUACAUCUCCAUAAAAUGGUAAAAGAAGUAUCAAGAAACAUCACGAGAGCUGAAAAUUUUCAAAGGCAUGUUUCUGAAACUCGCUAAUGCUGACAUCAAUAUAGCGUGCUUGCUGAAUGGGUGAAAACACAGAAUUGUGAUCACAAGAUCUUGUACAAAUUUAAUGAUAAAAGCUUAGCACGAUACAGAUACAAACAACAGCAAACCCCCUGAAACCUCGACGUGAGCCACACUUGUGUGCUCUACUCAGUCACCAAACCUUGUCAGAAAUAGCUCCUAUUUUCCUCAAGUCGCUCUCUGUGAAGCUUCUGGAUGGGAUGUCCCGGAGAAGCUUUAAACUUGUGUGCGAAAUUCUCAAAGUUCCUGUUUUUGUCCGUGUCUUCUUUAUAUUCAGUAUCCAAAAUUUAGACCUCCAAAGUGGCGUGUGUUUCAUUAAAUAGAAGGAAAUAUUUAAAGGAAAAGCCAGUCUUCUAACAUGGCAAAGUUGUCACGUCCCUCGCUCAUGGACGUGCGUCACAUCAGGAUUUCAUCUGCCAUUCAUCGGCAACUGAGUUGUUCGCUUCACUGACUAUGACGGCUUACAAUCAAGUCUUCAGCCAAAGUGUCGUCAACUGGUGAAAUACUUUGCUCAUAAAUUGUGCUUCUUAAUUGCUCAUGUACUACAUUGAUCGAUAGUUCACGAAGCAGCCACGGCGUUCCAAACCUGACGCUCACAGUCAUCUUUUCAGUCUUUUAGUGUGAACCUACCAUGAACGGCGUGUCGGUUUGAAUGCAACGCGAGCAUUUCUCUGAGUUUCCCAGCGCCAACAUCAUCUAACUGACUUAAACUCGAACAAUAACAAAAUUAAUAGAGUGAUUUCCAUGGUCGAAUCGCUUCGAACAACGCAAAUAGCCUUCUUCAGGUUUGCAACGCCUUGUGGGUUUUUCGGGGGAGCGCAGACAAGGUACAAAAAGUAUCCGUGCAAGGCUCCGUGCAAGAGAAACUCAUAUGAAAACAUUUGUGAGAACAUCGUUUCUCGGUACCAGACCCUCGCGUCUUCCCUUCCCCGGGAGACCACUUUUUGACACCGACGACCGAAAGCCCAUUUUAUGACUGGGCCGCACAGGCAGCCCAGUAAUAAAGCCAAAAUAAGUGUAUUAAGGGCUUGGUGGCCACUUAAUAAUAGAGGUGGAAAUAAUAGGAGAACUCUCGUAAGAAUACCAGUUUUCCCUCAAAGUUUUCGUGAAUCGUCUCUAUAGAUUAGAAGAGGGUGGCAUUAAGGCAUAUUAACAAGGAAAAGGCCUCACUUCUGUUUGACAUGCUUUAUUUAAAAAUGUCUAAAGUUGUGUAAGUUUUCUAACAUCAUUUUUUGCUCAUAUCCUUUGUAGUAUUUGUAAACUCCUCUGUGCCUCACUGAUAGAAAUAUGUACAUGUACAUGUAAUGCAAGGAAGUGGUUGAAGUGAAAAUGAUCAUUUGAAUGAUUUAUCUUUCUCCCAGUGGUUGGAAACAAGUGUGAUCUUCAGAGGACAGUGAUGUCAUUGGAGGCGCAAGGUCUAGCGACAAGUUAUGGAAUCCCAUAUGUAGAAACUUCAGCAAAAACUAGACAAGGUGUUGAGGACGCCUUUUAUACCCUAGUGAGAGAAAUUCGAAAAGAUGUAAGUAAUUGUGUGUAAGGGAAAUAAGUUUGGGGACUUUGUCUACUGUCCACAGUCUUAAAAGAGGGUUAAUCGAGGGUGUCCGUUCAAUACUGGCAGGUUGUUCACUAGGCAUCGGAGAUUGGAGAUUUUUCUGUUGACUACGCAGAAUUCUCCAAAGUCUAUUGUUCGGUAGCUUAUGACUUCAGUAGAACCCCGGUAACUCAAGUUCUGAAGGGAAACAAAAAACAGUUCAAGUUAGCGGGCAAUUCAAUUCAUCGGGGUAAAUUUGAAUGAAAAUUUGAUCAAGGGAAAGGAAAUUUAGUUAGAGUUAUCAAGGUUCUACCUUACAGAAUUUAGAUCAAUUUCGGUCUCUGGAAACUGCCCACCUACCCCUCCCCUAAGCCAACAUUUUGCCCUAAGUGAGAAGUAAGUGUUAAUGUUAGCUUAGGGGAGGGGUAGGUGGGCAGUUUCCCAGAGACCUAAACUCAUGCAAGUAUUUUUCAUUGAGAGGUGGAGCCUCUUUCAAAAAUAAUUUUCUCCUGUAAACAUUACACCUUUCUCCUGCUACUUGGAUUAAAUACAAUGAAAACCCUGAAUACAGGUUUCAUAAAACUGUGGUUACCUUAUUCUCCCUCAUUAUAUGUAGUAUAUUUUAAGUGCUACAGUUUCAAAUCAAAUGAUGUAUUACUGUCAAACUAAGAAAACUUUGACCACCUAAAACAUUACGAUGAACCACAGCAAUGAUUGGAACAUGUGAGCAAGCCACAAAAUCACUAACUACAUGUAAUUACCAUUGUUGCUUGUGGUAUAGUUUUCACAUGCCUGUUUGGCAUUUUUCUUGGAACAAAAUACCAUUCCAGAAAAAGUUGUUUAUGGUUUUCUGAGUUUCUCUGGAGUUUUUUUACCAUGGAAAAUGUUAAACAGUAUGAAGUUAAAUCAGUCAAAGAAAAACAUUAACAUUAAUAAUUUAUAUCCUUGUGCUUAAACAAAGUUAAGAAACAUCUUUACAUUACUUCUCAAUUUAUCUUUUAUUCUUUUAUUUAAUAGAAAGGAAAGAAACCACUUCCUAAGAUCAAGAAGAAGAGGAGAUGUAUAAUCUUAUAGCUCUGUUUUGUCAUCAGUUAUAUGCUGUUAAAUUUAGUGAAUCCAGUCAUACUUUAAUUGCUACACACGAAGCUUGCAGGUUUUUGGCAGUAUAAUUUCCAACUUUUUGUGGUCAGACCAAAAUAUAGAGCUUCCUGUUGCGAACAAAUUUUAAUUCACUGAGUACUGAUUUUGGAUAAGAAAGUAUACUGUAGCUUAAAUGAUAUGAAGCAUGGAUUGCCUUGUAGGAAGAUUCACCAUGAAUUACAUGUAACUCAUUGGUCAAAUAAUGAUAUGACAGUGGCAGUGGUAUUGUAUUACUGAGCAUACCCAAAAAGUAGACAACACAAAUUAAUUACUUUGUAAUGUCUUAUUUUCUGGACAUGGUGUGCUUUAGAAUACAAUGUAAUUUUAUUUCCAAUAUAAUAUUGAUGGUAUAACUUUUCUCAGUUAUCAUUUGUCAAAUGCCUAUAUUACAUGAAAUUGACAAAAUAAUACACUAUAAACUUCACAAUACACUUCAUUCUCUGGCUGUAGAUGGUGCAUAGUUAAUGAAACUAUAUUUUGUUUCACAUGUUUAUUUUGACUUUUUGGUUAAAGAUUAUUGUGAUAAUCAUUGAAGAUAUUACAAGUAGCAAAUCAAUGUUUAAUCACUAAUUGACUCAAACUAAUAUUCAUAUUGCUUACUCAAUGCUAACUCUCAACUUACAGUAUUUAUUUAUUGAUGAUAGCAUUAGUUAUGGGUGUGCUUGAAAUUAAAAAAAAAAAAGAACGGUAGAAUAAGUUACCUAAUUUGAGUGUUGACUUUGAUGUAACCUUCUGUUAGCUUCUAUUGCAGAUGUUUUGGGCUGACAACUUUGUUUUAACCCCCGGGCAUACAAGGGCGGGGGGUGGCAUGUUGCAAGAACAAUUCCUGUCAAUGUUUCAUUACUUAAGUGUGUUAUGCAAUAAUCCUGUUGUGGAGAAAACAGUUUGUACCUCACAACAUAGUGCAUGAAACUCAACUGGUUUGAAUUUGUGCAUUAUGAUUGGGGGCAAAACAACUCAGAUGCUCAUUCAGUUCACAUAAGGGGACAAGUUUCCAGCCUUAACUCUUUAAGCUUAUCCAGCUUAGUGAGUAGCAUCCUGUCAUAACAGUAACACAACAGCUACUGUAGUAUCAUAGGAUUUUGAGAGUUUUAAAAGCUUUAAGCCCUGUUAUAGUUAAGUCCCAAAAGUGAUGUACAUCAAUUUUCUCCCAACAAUACUAUGAACACAUUGUGAUCAUCAAGUUCACUGAGGAUUAAUAAAAUGAUCACAAUAGAGAAAAUGCUUUGAUCCUUAAUCAAGUUCUCAACUAAUUUUUGACGGAAGUGUAAGGAGUUCAGGUUGGAGAAUUCAUAUAUGUAUAUUAGGGCUGAAAAGGUUUAGGACAUAGAACAAAUGAUCGCCAAAGUUUUUUUACCUUAGGAUCAUUGUGCAAAACGGUGAAAAGAGUAUUCUUUUGAAUAGAUGUAAUAAUAGGGCUUGGAGUGUUUAAACGACAAGAUAACUUCAUUCGAUAAAGGUGUCAGAAGUUUCUCUUUAAUUAAUUUAAGCAAAAUUCCUCUGGUUUAAGUUAAAUGCUCCUUAGAGUCGCUUAAUCCUUAAACUGAUUGUUGCUUGAGUGGUUUGAAAAAUAAUGAUAGUAUUAGAAUGAUAAUGUGACAGUUUCUGCUGGUCGGAAACUUGUUCACACAACCUGGAAUAAUGACAGGUUAAACCUGUUGUUAUUGUUUUCAAGUUUGCAUCUUCAGUCAGUUGAGGUAAAGCGUGCCUUUGAAUUAUGACAUUUAAUAGCUCAUAGUAUUCCUCAAAUUCAUUUUGCAAUGAUUGUCCAUGCCUAGCU
Porites lobata is the source of this 10956-nucleotide messenger RNA. The record is from the annotation of a GenBank genome assembly. NCBI's taxonomy places the organism in Eukaryota, Metazoa, Cnidaria, Anthozoa, Scleractinia, Poritidae.